Contarinia nasturtii (swede midge) is the source of this 10362-nucleotide messenger RNA. RefSeq names its product voltage-dependent calcium channel type A subunit alpha-1 (gene cac). The transcript is spliced from 39 exons. Gene Ontology annotation, cellular component: membrane; voltage-gated calcium channel complex. NCBI's taxonomy places the organism in Eukaryota, Metazoa, Arthropoda, Insecta, Diptera, Cecidomyiidae. The record is from RefSeq and is a predicted model, not a curated record. The coding region runs from base 768 to 6677 and encodes 1969 amino acids. Gene Ontology annotation, biological process: calcium ion import across plasma membrane; chemical synaptic transmission. Gene Ontology annotation, molecular function: high voltage-gated calcium channel activity; calcium ion binding.
AAAAGUAGCUAGAACUUUGAACCGUCGUCGUAAUAGGCAAAAAAAAUAAGCAAGAGAAAAAAAUUUAACUCUGAACCAAUAAAAAAAGUUUAAGAAUAUUUUAUCAUUAUCAAAUAAUAAUUGUCUAUAUAUCGAUGAAAAGUGUGAGAUAAAUGUGAUUGCGUGAAAUUUUUGAUGGUCUACUGCGGACUAAAAAAGAAUAUCAGAACUGUCGUGUAAUUUGCCUCUGGAGAAAAAAAAAAGUGAAAAUUUUAAUAUUAUCGUUUUUUUUUUGUCUUCGCUGCAUUUAAUGCAAUUUUUUACAAUUUUCAUCGCAGUGGUGCUGUUUUUAUUUCGGCGUGAAAUUUGUGUUUUCAAUUCUCAGUUUUACGUUAAAUGUUACGUUGAGCUUUCGUGAAUUUUAUGUGUUUUUAUAUCCAUUGCUUUUGUAUUUGGGUUGGAAAAUAAGAGCGACGAUUAUUGGAGUGAGGAGUAUUCAGAUUUUGACCACAUAUUGGUGGUGUUCAAGUUCUAUUUUCGGUUUUUGAAAACAAAACGCAAUCUUCGCUAGUGGUUCGAGAAAAUUUGUGUCGAAAAUGCAAAUGGGAAUUUUUCACCAGAGACAAAUGAGUACGGUUUCUUUGGAGUAACCAAUAUGGCCAAGUGGUCGUCAACCCAGAGCGUCAAAUUGGAACUAACGACGGUUAGCGGCAGCCCAGGAAGCAGCGCUAGCAGGCCACACUUCACGAAACGGAUUACAAAAGAGUCCUUAUCGUUUAGCUGAUAAAAUGAGUGGUCCAGCGUCUCGUGGCGGGGACCAACCAAUUAGUGGUGGUCCCACAUCACUCUUCAUAUUUACAGAAGAGAAUCCGAUUCGAAAAUACACACGAUUCAUUAUCGAAUGGCCACCGUUUGAAUAUGCCGUACUCAUGACAAUCAUCGCGAAUUGUGUAGUGCUCGCGCUCGAAGAGCAUUUACCAGAUGGCGACCGAACAACAUUAGCUAAGUCUCUUGAGGCGACUGAAGUCUAUUUUUUGGGUAUAUUCUGCGUGGAGGCAUCGCUGAAAAUCAUAGCCUUAGGCUUUUUACUGCACAAAAACUCCUAUCUCAGGAACAUAUGGAAUAUAAUGGAUUUUUUCGUUGUAGUAACUGGCUCAAUGACCGUAUUCGCCGAAGCAAAUGUCGAUGUCGAUUUACGUAUGUUACGUUCGUUCAGAGUAUUGCGUCCAUUAAAACUCGUCUCUCGGAUACCAAGUUUACAAGUAGUUUUAAGAUCAAUAAUAAAAGCUAUGGCACCGUUGCUUCAAAUCGGACUCUUGGUUUUGUUUGCAAUUGUCAUAUUUGCAAUCAUUGGGCUCGAGUUCUAUUCGGGUGCAUUGCACAAGAGUUGUUAUAGUUUAGAGAAUAUAAAUGUAAUUGUAAAAGAAGGGGACGCAGAAGUGCCCUGUAAUUCUGAUAAUAAAACAUUAUCACCGUCUGGAGCAUAUCCAUGUAAUGCGAGUACUAGUACAUGUUUAGAAAAAUGGGAUGGUCCCAAUUACGGCAUAACGUCAUUCGACAACAUUGGAUUCGCAAUGUUGACGGUAUUUCAGUGCAUCACGAUGGAAGGUUGGACAGCAAUACUGUAUUGGACAAAUGAUGCACUCGGUGCAUUGUACAAUUGGAUCUACUUCGUGCCGUUGAUUGUGCUUGGAUCGUUUUUUAUGUUAAAUUUGGUUCUUGGUGUUCUCAGCGGUGAAUUUGCUAAAGAAAGAGAAAAAGUAGAAAAUAGACAAGAAUUUUUAAAGCUUAGAAGGCAAGCUGUUCUUGAGAGAGAAUUAAACGGAUACGUGGAGUGGAUCUGUAAAGCUGAGGAAGUCAUCUUGGCAGAAGAGCGAACAACUGAAGAGGAGAAAAUGCACAUUAUGGAAGCACGUCGACGUGUCGCUGCCAAACGAAAAAAGCUGAAGAAUUUGGGUAAAUCAAAGUCAACAGACACCGAAGACGAAGAUGCGGAUGAUGAUUGUGGAGAUGAAGGCUAUCUUAAACCAAAAGUACCGAACCAAGGCAGCUGCAAAAGUUUUUGGUUGGCAGAGAAGCGAUUCCGUUUUUGGAUCAGGCACACCGUCAAAACACAAUGGUUCUAUUGGUUUGUCAUCAUUUUGGUAUUUUUCAAUACGGUCACCGUUGCUGUGGAACACUACAAACAACCACAAUGGCUCACCGACUUCCUUUAUUAUUCUGAAUACGUGUUCUUGGCCCUGUUCAUGAUGGAAAUGUGCAUAAAAAUGUAUGCACUUGGGCCACGAAAGUACUUUGAGUCGGCAUUUAAUCGGUUCGAUUGUGUCGUCAUCUUUGGCUCAUUGUUCGAAAUCAUUUGGACACACUGGAAAGGUGGUUCCUUCGGUUUGUCUGUGUUACGUGCACUUCGUUUGCUGCGCAUUUUCAAAGUCACCAAAUAUUGGUCGUCACUGCGAAAUCUUGUGAUAUCAUUGCUGAAUUCAAUGAGAUCGAUUAUCUCGUUGCUGUUCUUGCUCUUUUUGUUCAUACUUAUUUUUGCAUUAUUGGGAAUGCAACUGUUUGGUGGUCAAUUCAAUUUCGAAGACGGAACACCGCCAACAAAUUUCAACACAUUUCCUAUCGCUUUGUUAACAGUGUUCCAAAUUCUCACCGGCGAGGAUUGGAACGAAGUCAUGUACCAUGGCAUCGAAUCUCAAGGUGGCAACAAAAAAGGAAUGAUCUAUUCUUUAUACUUCAUCGUCUUGGUGCUCUUCGGCAACUACACUUUGUUAAAUGUGUUCUUGGCUAUCGCUGUCGAUAAUUUGGCGAACGCACAAGAACUGACUGCAGCUGAAGAGGAACAAGUCGAGGAGGAUAAAGAGAAGCAAUUACAAGAGCUUGAAAAGGAAAUGGAAGCCUUGCAAGGGGAUGGCACCCGUAUUGAUGGAGGUUUGUCAUCACCACCGAAAAAUCGCAAGAAAAAAGAUGAAGAAAAGAAAGAAGAGGAAGAAGAAAUUACAGACGGACCGAAACCAAUGUUACCGUAUUCAUCUAUGUUUAUCUUAUCGCCCACCAAUAUUAUUCGACGAGCCGCCCAUUGGGUUGUAAAUCUUCGAUAUUUUGAUUUCUUCAUUAUGUUAAUUAUCACAAUGUCAUCAAUUGCCUUGGCAGCCGAAGAUCCAGUGGAUGAGAACUCAUACCGAAAUGAAGUUUUAAACUAUUUUGAUUAUGCAUUUACCGGCGUGUUUACCAUAGAAAUGUUAUUAAAAAUCAUCGAUUUAGGCAUUAUACUGCAUCCAGGCAGUUAUCUUCGUGAAUUUUGGAAUGUAAUGGAUGCGGUGGUUGUAAUUUGCGCUGCCGUCAGCUUUGGAUUCGAUAUGACGUCGGGUGGUGGUGGUAGUGUUGGCCAAAAUCUAUCCACAAUCAAAUCAUUGCGUGUACUUCGUGUACUGCGACCGCUAAAAACAAUCAAACGUGUUCCGAAACUGAAAGCAGUAUUUGAUUGUGUCGUCAACUCAUUAAAAAACGUUGUUAAUAUUUUAAUUGUGUACAUAUUAUUCCAAUUUAUCUUCGCUGUAAUCGGCGUUCAGCUAUUCAAUGGAAAAUUCUUCUACUGCACUGACGAAAGCAAACGAAAUGCUGAAGAAUGCCAGGGCUCAUUUUUCGUUUACGAUGAAGAAGAAGAACUGCCACGAGAAGAGAAACGACGAUGGAUGACUCAAAGUUUCCACUACAAUAACGUUGCAACGGCAAUGUUAACACUAUUCGCUGUUCAAACAGGCGAAGGAUGGCCUCAAAUUCUUCAGCAUUCGAUGGCUGCCACAUAUGACGAUCAAGGACCAAUACAAAAUUUUCGCAUCGAAAUGUCCAUUUUCUACAUAGUUUACUUUAUCGUGUUUCCAUUUUUCUUCGUAAACAUAUUCGUGGCCUUGAUUAUCAUCACAUUCCAAGAACAAGGUGAAGCCGAACUUCAGGAUGGUGAAAUUGACAAAAAUCAGAAAUCUUGCAUCGAUUUCACGAUCGGUGCUCGUCCAUUGGAGCGAUAUAUGCCAAGUAAACGAAAUAGCUUCAAAUAUAAAAUUUGGCGCAUCGUCGUUUCAACGCCGUUCGAAUAUUUUAUUAUGCUGUUAAUUGUGUUCAAUACUUUACUACUCAUGAUGAAGUACCAUAAUCAAAGUCCAGUCUUCGAAAAGUUAAUGAGAUACAUCAAUAUGGGUUUUACUGGAAUGUUUAGUGUUGAAACAGUGCUCAAAAUUAUCGGAUUCGGGAUAAAGAACUUCUUCAAGGAUGCCUGGAACGUGUUCGAUUUCAUCACUGUAAUUGGUAGCAUAAUCGACGCGAUGGUGUUGGAAAUUGGGACAUCUGUUGAUUUUGAGGUAAAACAUAAUCCUGAUUUUGAUAGUUUACCCUUUGUCCAGCCAAUUCCUCGCAAACCGGCCAAUACAUUUAAUGUUGGCUUCUUGCGUCUAUUCCGUGCGGCCCGUUUAAUUAAGUUGCUGCGUCAAGGAUACACAAUUCGAAUUCUGCUAUGGACCUUCGUUCAAUCGUUUAAAGCUUUGCCGUACGUCUGCCUCCUUAUCGCAAUGUUAUUUUUCAUUUACGCCAUCAUCGGAAUGCAGGUUUUUGGAAAUAUCGCUCUAUCGCCCGAUACCGCCAUUACAAGACACAACAAUUUCCGAUCGUUUUUACAAGGACUAAUGCUACUGUUCAGGUGCGCGACAGGCGAGGCUUGGCCGAACAUUAUGUUGGCAUGUCUUAAAGGUCCGUGUGAUUCCAAGUCAGGCAAACAAGGCGAAGACUGUGGAUCACCAAUAGCAUAUGCAUAUUUCGUGUCCUUCAUUUUCUUUUGCUCGUUUUUGAUGUUGAAUCUGUUCGUGGCUGUUAUCAUGGAUAAUUUUGAUUAUUUAACAAGAGAUUCAAGUAUAUUGGGCGCCCAUCAUUUGGAUGAAUUUGUGCGCAUUUGGGCUGAAUAUGAUCCGAACGCAACGGGCAAAAUUCACUAUACCGAAAUGUAUGAUAUGCUAAAGAACAUAGAUCCACCUUUAGGUUUUGGCAAUAAAUGUCCGAACAGACUCGCCUACAAAAAACUGAUACGAAUGAAUAUGCCAUUGGAUGAAGAGAAACGUGUAAAUUUUACGACCACGCUAUUCGCAUUGAUUCGUGAAAAUUUAAAUAUAAAAAUGCGAUUGGCUGACGAAAUGGACCAAGCUGACGAAGAGCUUCGUGAAACCAUCCAGAUGAUAUGGCCUUUUCAAGCGAAAAAGAUGCUGGACUUGCUCAUUCCUCGCACCGAACGUUUGAACAAAAUGAAUUUAACCGUGGGAAAAAUAUAUGCGAGUCUAUUGAUACUGGAGUCAUGGAGAAAUACGAAAUUUGGCCAAAUUGAAAGUGGAAUACCGAAGAAAGACGCAAGCAAAACAAGUCCUACAUCCAAACAGGCGCAGAAACAAUCGUUCUUCAAUUGUUUGCUGGAUAUGGCCGCAAUGGAAAAAACAAAUUCACGCACGGGUUCGAUAAAUAUAGACGAGGGUGUUGCUAGUUCACAAACACAAUUGCUGCAUGGGCAAAAUGGUCAAGAAGAGCGAUCAAGUCUAUCGCAACUAGCUCGGCACAGCACCAUACGAAAACGCUCAUUGCGGAGCAAAAAGAUGUUGGAAUUACAUGACAUUGGAUCGAGGCAACCGUCGAUGGAAUCUUUGACGGGUGAACCAGAUGGAACGCAUUUGCAUCCAGGACAUCAGUAUUCUAAUCGACGAUCUCCCAGUUUGAGACGAUCUGGAUCGCCUCAUUUGGAACGAACACCUAGCCCACGGCGAAGAGGCAAUCAAUUGCAUCCGCAUCAUGAUGUUGGAUUUUCGGACACAGUAUCAAAUGUUGUUGAAAUUGUUAAGGAAGAACGUGGACACAAUCGUGGAUACCGAACAAAUGGUAGAUACCCACGAGGUUCAUGGUCGGCAUCAACAAGCCCAGCCAGAUCUCCAUCACCAUUACGUCAUCGCGGCAAACAAAAUCAAUUUUCACCCACGUACGGUGGCACGACAAGUCUAUGUCAAAGAUCACGUUCACCGAGUCCGGCUCGAUUACAGGAAAUGCGUGAAAGAGGUGUCCAUCAUGUACAGCAUAGUUAUCCAGUACUGGUACAACGACGGGGCCAAGGUCGACGAUUACCACCGACACCUAGCAAACCAUCUACACUUCAUCUAAAACCAUCGAACAUCAACUUCCCGAAAUUAAAUGCUAGCCCAACACAUUUUUAUUCACAGACACAUCAUUCGACGCCGCACAGUGUUCAUUCGUUGCCACAUUCACGUGAUUUCAUUAGAGACAACAAAGAUUACUACUAUCGGGAAAAAGACAGGGAUUCACGCAGAGAACAUUUCCGUGAUCAUCGCGGACCAACACGUUACAUCCACCGAAGUCUAAUGUCAUUUGCAGUGGAAUACGAUGACUCAGAGUAUGAUAUGCGGUAUGAAUACAGAGACAGAGAACGAGAAUUAUACGAAUUAGAACGAGACCGUGAAAGAGAAUUGGAGCGCGAAAGUCUUCUCCAAAGGUUGGAGUAUCACACUCCGAUGUCAUUCGAACAAGCUUUGGCAAUGGGACGAACCGGUAUAUUACCGUCUCCGGUAAGAAAUGGAUAUGCAACACAAGGAUUGGGCGCCACCUUAAAACAGACCGUAGAGAGACACUCUGAUUCAGACGAAGAAGAUUGGUGCUAGCAAAGGCUGAACAAUGAUCCACGACUUCCGUUUUCGUAGAUCAAACAAACAUCAUAUAUAAAUAUCGCGCCAUCUGCAGUAUAAUAACGACCCAUCAAAUUGAUUUUCAAUUUUAAACGAUCAGAAAUGGCUCAAAAAUGGCAAGGACAUUUAAGCAGUCAGUCAGAUCAGUAUGUCAAACAAGUGAAGAUUAGAAACAAUAUUUUGAUAACCUUUCGUUAGUUCCCUUUUUUUCAUUCAGUGAAUACGUUGUUUAUCAAAUAAUUUAUAAAAAUUGUAUAAGUUAAACGAUUUUGUACUCAAAAAGUCAAAUACUUUAACAUUAAAUGGAGGUUACAACUUAGAGACGAAACAAAAAGCAGAUAUAUUUUCAGUUUGUUAUUUAAGAUUUAAACGGUGUUUUUAACUGUACACACAAUGUACAGGUUAUUCGUUAUCGUCUGUUUAAUCUCUCCCGCAGUUUUCAUUGUGCGCGACCAUGUCAUCGUCGUUUAUAAGAAUAUCCACUGAUCAUGCAGUAUAUUUAACGAAAUCUUUUCAACGCACUCUCAACUGAAAAAUUAAAUAACAAACAAAUCAUUCAAUAUUUUUCCCCCUUUUUUUAUUGUAUAAACACACAAACACAAAAGCAUAAAUAUGAAGAAAAAUUAUGAAUACUACAUUUUAAAAAAACUCACAAAAAAUGCGAAAAAACAUGAAGCAAGAGAGUAUCACGCUUCAGAUACUAAUUUUGACCAAACAUAUUCUCGUAAAUGCAUUUAAUGAAGAAAAAACUUAUUGUUAAUAAUAAUAUUAAUUCGCCCAUCACAAUUUCAUAUUUCAUAUCGAAACAACAUAUAUCAAAAAAAAUAUAUAUAUUAUAUAGUGUUAAUUCAACAAAAUAACAUAUUUACAUUCUACAGAGAGAGCGACAUCAUUUUAAAUGUCAAAAUCUAUUUAGUGUUCAUAUCCAGAUGUAUUUUCGCUUUGAGAUGAGCUGUAACAAUUAGCAAGCAAUUCAACGUCGAAGCUCGAAGAGAAAAUCGAUAUUUCCUUCAGUGUUUUUAAAUUCAAAUCAUAUAACGUACACGUUCUAUUGUUGACCCAUAAAGCUCUUCAUGUUUAAAAUACAAAAAAAAAACUCGUUCAUAUCUUUUCAUUUCAAUUUAUUUACUCGCAUCGGCGCUGAACCAUUUACAAAUAGAUAAUCGUAUUAGUGAGAACAAAAAAAAAAAAUCCUGUAAAUAAUUUUCAUAGAUUCCAAAAUGCAUACCACACAUGAAACAUUGCCUAAUAAUCUUAAUAUCGAAUCAAAUUUCACGAGAAACUUAGUUAGUUGUGUGUUUCCCAUUGAAUUUUUGUGCAUUACAAAAUGUUUCGUACUUCGAGUCUUCAUACCCGAACAGAGAAAUGAAUUUCGAAGCUUCAAACUUUAUUGGAAACUUGCUCGUUAGAACACAGAGCCAAAGAUAUAUAUAGAAUUUGAACAAACAACAUAUAGCAUAAAUAGCUCGAAUAAAAACAGGUUUUUCUAAUUAAGAAUUAAAAAAAGAGAAGAAGAAGAAAAAACAAAGCGAAUGGCAGAAGAAAUUACUUAUAGGCGUAAGAUGGAGAAGAGUUUGCACAAAACACGCAGAUUUAAUAUUCACCGAUAUGUAACCGCGAUAUGAAUCGACGCUUGUUUAUCCAUUUUUCGACAUUUUAUCUAGCAAAUUCAUUAAUCGUGUAAAUAUUUUUUUUCUGUCUGUCAUAGUAUUGAACUGUUUAAAAAAAAUAAAAAUGAAAAUCCUUUGAGUGUGUAUUCGUUUCAAGUCAUCACACCACAUGGUACCUAAGUUAUUAACUCUAUUUAAAGUUGGAAUGUUGAAUGAGAACCGUAACCAUUUAAGUAAAAUGUAUGUAAAUAGAUCGCAGUUUUUGGAUAGAUCAAUUGAUUUGUUAUGGCAUUUGAUGAACGUAUAUCCCACGUUAGAUAGGCGAUCAAGUGGACGUUGUUUUUUUGGAGAUGAGUGAUCGAAAAGAUUAGUUUAAAAAGAUUUGAAAUAAUUCUUACGCCAAAGCAUAAAAAAAUAUUGUUUGUUAAGCUUGCAUUUAGAAAUGCUGUUUCUUUUUAAAGGAUUAAAACAAAAAAAAAAAAAAAAACACAAAAAAAUCGGUGAAUAUUACAUUCAUUUCAUAUCAAUCCCAAUUUCAUAUCUCUAUUUAUUUCCCACGAUACCACGUGAUUCAUACACAAUGCUGUUACAUUUUUUUUUAUAAAAAACAUUUUAAAAGAACAAAACUUCAACCUGUUGAUUUUGUAUUCAUUGCCUCCAAGGAACGAAUCAGUGGCAAAAUUCCAAAAAUACCGGCGAAUAUUAAAACAUGAAUGAAAGUGCUGGAAAAUACGCAAAUUUAUCGGAAGUGUUGAUAUUUUUUCGUCAUUUUUAAAUAGGUCUUAGUGUUCGUCGAUGCUUUUGUUAUUUUGUUACUAACUCGAUCCUUUUUGCAUAUUUUAUAUUUAACAAAAUACGAGAAAAUAAAUAUUUAUUUCAAAAUACUACGGAAUCAUGUACAUAUUCUGCCAUUUUCUCAAGAUCCCUUUCGAAGCCACUUAAUGGCAUUUUUGCAUCCGUCAAAUUUGUCCACCCUAUUCCCUGUGGUUAGAAAGUACUUUGUUUAGCGUUUAGUUUACGGGGAUGGGCUAAUCAAGUGUUACACGAUCUGCUACGUUAAUCUAUUCCUUGAUUUUCUUUUUAAAAGGCAAUUCAUUUCUUGCUACCUAAUAUGACUUAAAUUCCGUUUUCAGUUACGUGAAACAUCAAAGGUGUAAACCUCUUUGAUGUGUAUUGCAAAUCAUUCAAGCUGCUUAAUCUGCUAAAUCUAAUAAUUCGGUUAAAUACCAUAUGCCAUGCAAUUUUUCUUUGAAUUAUAUAAGUUAUGCAACAAAAGAUAGAUGGCGUAGCAAAGAAUAACAAUAACAGAAAAUAAAAUUUAACUAACCGAAUGGUCCUUUGAAAUUCUUUUAAAAACCACCAGAAAAUUAAUAUAAAAAGAACACUAAAAUUUAUACACUUUUCACAUAUUUUGCGAAAAAAUGUAAAUACAUUUUUCUGUGAUAUGAUUAUUAAUAAACAAAAAUAAUUAUAUAAAAAAAAAUCUGAAAAAAAUUAUAAAUAUAUAUAUUUCAGAAUAGUUCUCGUCAUAAUUAAGCCAUAAAGCUGAUCAAAUCAGCGAAGUAACAUUUCAUCAACCUUCAUAAAUGACUCACUUACAACAAAAUGGUAUAAAACAGAUUCAGCGAGAAAACCAAAAUAUAUACACAAAAACGAAAUUCACAAAACUCAAGAUUUACACAUAGAAUUGUUAGCAAUUCGAACAAAAUAAAAGAGAAAAUAAAGAACCCUGUCAUUCAGUGUAUAAAUUUAAUGUUAUUUGUACUUUUUAAAAAACAAAAAUAUUAAUAUUUAGUAGAUAAAACGAUAUAAACUGAAUAUUUGACUUGAUAAAAUCCUAUAAAAACAACAACGCUGAACAAAUACAAAAGAAACAAACAUUUAGAGCAUUCUAAUUGCAAAUUGCUCUGAAAAUUUAAAUAAAUCCCAGACCCCAAAAAUUAAAAAAUAAAAAUAAAUGAAAAGCUCGAUAUUCAUUCAGUAAUAUUAAAUGACUAUUUAUCAAAUAAAACUCUAUAAAUUGGAAUUAUCAAUAAGAGAUGAUUAAAAGA